Messenger RNA from Funneliformis caledonium, 192 nucleotides. NCBI's taxonomy places the organism in Eukaryota, Fungi, Glomeromycota, Glomeromycetes, Glomerales, Glomeraceae. The record is from the annotation of a GenBank genome assembly.
UCAAAUGAAAUAGCAAUAUAUGGUGAACAUGAAAUCAAAAUAUUAGAAUGGCGUGAAGCAAAAUUGCUUUUAAAAAAUUAUCAAGAGUUUAAUUUUAUAAAUGGAUGGAGACGGAUUUUUACCAGUUCUCAAUUUUUAACACUUUAUCCAAAUUUAAGCAAAAUACUAGAUAAACCUUUGAAAGAUAGUUGA